UCUCCCAUCAGGCCAUGCGCACUAUAACUGCCCCCCCCCCGUGGCGCCGGAGCAUUGUGGGAUUGGAUGAGUCUCAAGAUGGACAACCGGGAUGUUGCAGGAAAGGCUAACCGAUGGUUUGGGGUUGCUCCCCCCAAGUCUGGAAAGAUGAACAUGAACAUUCUUCACCAGGAAGAGCUCAUUGCUCAGAAGAAACGGGAAAUUGAAGCCAAAAUGGAACAGAAAGCCAAGCAGAAUCAGGUGUCCAGCCCUCAACCUCCACAUCCUGGCGAAAUUGCAAAUGCACACAACUCUUCCUGCAUUUCCAACAAGUUCGCCAAUGAUGGCAGCUUCUUGCAGCAGUUUCUGAAAUUGCAGAAGGCACAGACCAGCACAGACCCGCCCCCUAGCACGACCAGCGCUCCUCCCAGCACACCCACCCCCAGCACCGGGAAGAGGCCCCUCCUGCUCAGCAAGCGGUCGGGCCUGGGACUAGGCAGCCCACUUGGCCAGGUGAAGAACUACUCACAUGCCAAGCAGCUCCCUGUGGCACACCGGCCAAGUGUCUUCCAGUCUCCUGAUGAGGAGGAGGAGGAGGACUACGAGCAGUGGCUGGAAAUCAAAGUUUCACCCCCAGAGGGAGCCGAGACUCGGAAAGUGAUAGAGAAAUUGGCCCGCUUUGUGGCAGAAGGAGGCCCUGAGUUAGAAAAAGUAGCUAUGGAAGACUACAAGGAUAACCCAGCAUUUGCAUUUUUACAUGAUAAGAAUAGCAGGGAAUUCCUUUACUACAGAAAGAAAGUGGCUGAGAUAAGAAAGGAAGCACAAAAGUCACAGGCAACCUCUCAGAAAGUUUCACCCCCAGAGGAUGAAGAGGCCAAGAACCUUGCAGAAAAGUUGGCCAGGUUCAUAGCAGAUGGGGGUCCUGAAGUAGAAACUAUCGCUCUUCAGAACAACCGUGAGAACCAGGCAUUCAGCUUUCUAUAUGAACCCAACAGUCAAGGGUACAAAUAUUACCGGCAAAAGCUGGAGGAGUUCCGGAAAGCCAAGGCAGGCUCCACAGGCACCCUCACAGCACCUGACCCCAGCCUGAAGCGCAAGUCCCUUCCUGAGGUCCCAUCAGGGUCCUUGCCUCCAGCCACUACCUGCCCUGCCUCAUCUUCCCCUGCACCCACCACCACCCCAGCUCCAACUGUCCCUGGUAAGCCACCCUCCACAACCACUGUGAAGAGGAAGCGGAAGAGCCGGUGGGGACCUGAAGAGGACAAGGUUGAGUUGCCACCUGCUGAGCUGGUGCAGAGGGAUGUGGAUGCCUCUCCUUCACCUCUGUCAGUUCAGGACCUCAAGGGGCUUGGCUAUGAGAAGGGGAAGCCUGUAGGUCUGGUGGGUGUCACAGAACUCUCAGAUGCCCAGAAAAAACAGCUGAAGGAGCAGCAGGAGAUGCAACAGAUGUAUGACAUGAUCAUGCAACACAAGCGGGCAAUGCAGGACAUGCAGCUGCUGUGGGAGAAGGCACUCCAGCAACACCAGCAUGGCUAUGACAGCGACGAGGAGGUAGACAGCGAGCUGGGUACCUGGGAGCACCAGCUGCGGCGCAUGGAGAUGGACAAGACACGGGAGUGGGCAGAGCAGCUGACAAAGAUGGGCCGGGGCAAACACUUCAUUGGAGACUUCCUGCCCCCUGAUGAGCUGGAAAAGUUCAUGGAGACAUUCAAGGCCCUAAAGGAGGGUCGAGAGCCUGACUACUCAGAGUACAAGGAGUUCAAGCUGACUGUGGAGAACAUCGGUUACCAGAUGCUGAUGAAGAUGGGCUGGAAGGAGGGCGAGGGGCUGGGCUCAGAGGGUCAGGGCAUCAAGAACCCAGUGAACAAGGGCACCACCACGGUAGAUGGUGCUGGUUUUGGCAUUGACCGACCAGCUGAGCUCUCCAAGGAGGACGACGAAUAUGAGGCCUUCCGCAAGAGGAUGAUGUUGGCAUACCGCUUCCGGCCCAAUCCCCUGAACAACCCCAGAAGGCCUUACUACUGAAUAUUCUGGAGAAACACAAGUCUGCGUUCUGAGCGACAGUCUCUGGGCUGUGGGGUGUGCUGGCCUGCGUUUCUGCCCAUCCCUACCUUUAUGAGCGUCAUGCCGUGUAUUAAAGUCCCAGUGCUCACCCAC
Sciurus carolinensis (gray squirrel) is the source of this 2136-nucleotide messenger RNA. It is a transcript of the gene Sugp1, whose product is annotated as SURP and G-patch domain containing 1. Lineage: Eukaryota; Metazoa; Chordata; Mammalia; Rodentia; Sciuridae. Gene Ontology annotation, biological process: RNA processing. Gene Ontology annotation, molecular function: RNA binding. Gene Ontology annotation, cellular component: nucleoplasm. The transcript is spliced from 14 exons. The coding region runs from base 67 to 2004 and encodes 645 amino acids. The record is from RefSeq and is a predicted model, not a curated record.